AUGGGUAGGUCUGAAAAAUGGACUAAAUUAACGCAGUAGUCAUGAAACCCCGCAAGGUGUGCCGCACUUAAAAGGGAGAAACCGCAUGUGAGAACAUUAAUUUGAAAUAAAGUAUAUCCGCUGUAAUAUUGGCCCUAUCAUUGUCGACAAAACCGUCACAAGCGCAUCAAGCGUAGGGCCUUCCAGACGGAAGCAGCGUUUUCGGGAGCUUGCGCAUAGAUGAAAGAGUUUUCCUUUUACUUUGGACUGGAUUUGUGACACGUUUCUUUUUACUUUCACCUUCGUUUAGCUUAAAAUUCUCGAUCUGAGUUAUGAUUUUAAGUUGAGUUAAUUUGUUAACUGUCGACUUGUCGUGUAAACGAUGCAGUUCCACUGUCCAGUUAUCGUUUUCUUUGCAAAGUAACUAAAUGAGUCUUCUUUUAACUAUCUCAACCUAGAUAUUAACGAAUGCGAUGAAAAAAGUCAUGAGUGUAGCAAGAACGCAGAUUGUAAAAACACAAAGGGAUCUUACAGAUGCAAAUGCAAGACUGGUUUCUCUGGAGAUGGCUACAACUGCACAGGUAUCCCAGCAUUUUUGUUCUGUUGUUAGUUGACUUCAGGCAGAUUAGCAUUGCACUGAAGACUUGUGAAUGCGUCUCUCUCUCUCUUUUUGUUUGAUUAAUGUAUAAAAAUCUGGUUCUAAGUCCUGGCCUGACAGUCAAAUCUCUCUCAAGGAACACCUCCCUAAAGCGCAGACCUGUAGAGUUGAUUCCUGCGGGCGGGAAAGACUGGCAUUGAGAUUCGAUAUGUCUUGUUAUGUUUAGAUAUUCAACAAAAAUCAAUAUGGUUCGACAUAAAAGGAUAACUAUGAUAAAAGUACUGAACUGAAAGGCUGGCACUACUGUAAGAAGGUAUCGACAGUGUUUUAUUCUGUGUUGUAUGCUUUAAUGCAUAAUUUUCAAUGUUUUUCGUGCCGCGUGCUAUUUGGUCUGUGAAAAUGAGUGACCCGUAUCCAGAGAGUAGAUCGGAGUGUGCGGAUUGUAUCCGGUGCGCGGCGGGUUGGUAAGGUUGGUAGGAUGAAGACGAGUGCUCCGGGUUUUUGUUGGCAGUUCCUUUGGUGACUGUGCCUUUUCCCAUUCUGGCCCUUUUUCCAAACAAACAGUUUCUCUGGCGGUUGUUCAAAUUUAAAAACAUUUCAAAUAAAAGUUAAAUAAACACGGAUUUCAGCUAGCGUGAUUAGCAUGGUGUAAAGCCCUUGACAAUAAUUUUUGGCGCUUCAAAAUUAAUGUUUAUUCAUUUCUGUUUAUUAUAACCCGAAUUUCACGCUAGUUUGUCUUUGGUUGAAAUGGAAAAGAGGGAGGGGAUAUUGGACUUAAAAAAGAGAGAAGUCAUCGUCCUUGAUAAAGGAUAAUGGUACUGGAGAUGUGGGGGUUGAAAGGGUUCACAGUGUUACAAAAUUAUCCUAGAUAUAGACGAAUGUCAGGAAAGCAGAUGCGGAACGAACGCAGCUUGUACCAAUACAAAAGGAUCUUUCAGAUGCACCUGCAAUGAUGAUUACUAUGGAGACGGAUACAGCUGCACAGGUAUCCCAGUGUUUUAUUCCGUUUUCUCCACAGAGAUCUUAUGAAGUCUCACAUUCCCCAGAUCAAGCGAUUGUAGAAGAGGCGUAAAGCCUUGAUUACUACAAUUAUUUUCCCACAAACCUUGAUAAGCCUCCUUAUCAGGUUCUACCUAUAACACAAUUAAAUAAUACUGAAGUGUUAGGGCCGGCUUUAAGAAAAAAUUACAUUAGCUUGUCACAAUCAUUCUUCGCUCAUCAACAAAAUAUACGUUCGUGGAGUCUAUGUGAGCUUGAAAUGCGGGUAAAAAUACCAGAUAAUUAAAAGUGAGAUAAAGAAACAACAAGUGAGGCACAAAAAGCAUCUUAUUUAAUUCUUCCGCGAAACAAACUAGUCCCUUAAAUACCAUCGUAUUGUUUGGAGGAGCCCAAUAGUCACUCAGGUAUAUUGCAUUCAGAGGGAAACUGACGUUUACUUUGAAUUUUCCGACAUUGAUCGAAGGUAUUAAAAGGUUAAACAAGAUUGUAUAUACAAAAUUAUCAUGCCUAAAUAAUUUUUUAUCGUUCGUAUAAAAAUUUAAAAAUUUGAUAAUUUUCCAGUGAAGUUAACACUGGUUCGAGGUCUCUUAUAGCAUCAUGGAUACACAAAUUUAUGUGAAAACUUCAUUAUUACCCUCACGGCAAUCUCACGGCGUGCUACAGCCAUUUUUUAAAAUAACGUGCCGUGUAUAUUGUUCCCCUAGAAUGUUACACUAUAUUUGACUUCGAAGACCAUGAUUUGUCAAACUGGACUUUGAAUGGUACAGCAUUCAAUAAUCAGCCAACAUACGAGAAUAACACGUUAUCAAGGAAGAAGAGGGCUUGGAGCAACCACAAAGGGGAUUGGUGGAUUGGUACCUAUGAGAAUCGGUCCAGUCCCUCUGAACCGUUUGGGAGAAAGCAAGGCGAUGGUCCUCAAGGCUCAUUGGCGUCACCUAGUUUUCAGAUUACUGGAAAGUUGCUUACCUUCCUGAUUGGAUCAGGCUGCCACAAGAGUUUUCCAAACAUUCGUGCUGAGCUUAUUAUUCGUGGGGAAGUGGUUCGUGACGAGACACCGAGGACGUGUGAUGAAGCUAUGAAAGAGGAAAGCUGGAAUGUAACAGAUUACGCUGGUAAAAAUGCCCAGUUGCGUUUGGUUGACACUUCCUCAGCGGGCUGGGGUCACAUCAAUUUUGAUCACUUACAAGCUUGCCAUAAACUUAUUGCAGACCCGGAUUCUUGA
Molecule: messenger RNA, 2798 nt
Organism: Porites lobata
Lineage: Eukaryota; Metazoa; Cnidaria; Anthozoa; Scleractinia; Poritidae
Source: the annotation of a GenBank genome assembly